Rubroshorea leprosula is the source of this 528-nucleotide messenger RNA. The record is from the annotation of a GenBank genome assembly. NCBI's taxonomy places the organism in Eukaryota, Viridiplantae, Streptophyta, Magnoliopsida, Malvales, Dipterocarpaceae.
AAAAAAAACUCCUCUUUCUCCUUUCUCCUUUUCUCUCCCUUCUCUCCUCCUUCUGCCCCUUCUCCAGAGCUGCGUUUGGUUUUGCUCGGAAGCCUUUGAGCUUUCGAGGUUUUGAUGCUUGAGUGGCUGGGCUUCCCGGCCGCUCAAGCAUGCUGGAGCCGCCCUGUGCUCCCUCCUCCGAUGACCCUUUCAGAUUUUGGGAGGUGCUCGCUGUUUUUCCAGUUAAGGCCACCGCCGGACUGGAUCUCUGCCGUGGCGUCCUGGAGAUCUUGUGCCAUCCUCUCCAGAGUAAAUUGAAGGGUGUCCCAUGGCUGGAUCGAUCGACCUCAGGUUGCUCGAGUGAUUUCAUCUCCCUUCCUCCCACGCACCGGGCCUACUCUGCUUUACUUCUCCAGUUUGUUUUUUUCUUUGGUUGUUACCCUUAUCCUUUUGGAUAAGGACUGGUUGUAGAUGCCGUAUGACAGUUUCCUAAUGCAUUGCUAAUACCUUUUUCUCAAAAAAUAGCAUGACUAAAAAAAAUCAGAUUUU